This is a messenger RNA of Oikopleura dioica, 1854 nucleotides long. NCBI's taxonomy places the organism in Eukaryota, Metazoa, Chordata, Appendicularia, Copelata, Oikopleuridae. The record is from the annotation of a GenBank genome assembly.
AUGAAGUUGCUCGCCACCGUUGUUACCCUCGCUGCUGCACGAAAAGACUCAUGCAACAACACUCCACCAGAGGGAACCAUCAUCCUCGGCCAUGACGAGAACUUCAACUACGCCGUCACUGCCGAAGACGUCGCCAACUGGUCCGCUUGUGGCCCCAACGCCGACUGCACCAAAAUCCGAGGCUGGAACUUCGAGUGUGCCUGUAAAGAAGGUUUCAUCGAUUACGCCCCAGAAGACUACCGAAAGGGCUCGUGCUACGAUUCCUGCUUCACCGCUGUCAUCCCAGACAACUCAUCUUGCGAUGUCGAUGCUGACGGCAAUGCUUUCUGGACCUGCGAUGACGGUUACUACCAGUCUUCCGUAGAAAUCGAAGGAUCCGGUUCCGGAGACGCCGAAUUCGAAGACGUUUGCUUCUUUGACUCUUGCGCUACCGAUCCAUGCGCUGACAACGCCGACUGCGCUGCCGAUGGUGACUCCCACGUCUGCUCCUGCUCCGCUGGAUUCUUCGACUUCAACGGUGAUGCUUCACUCUGUGUUCCAGACAACUGUGCUGCUGGUACUGGUGGAUGUGAUGCCGACGCUACCUGCUCCGUCGAUCUUCCCGAUGAGGACGGCAACGGUCAGAACUCCUGCACUUGCAACGCCGGCUUCUACGGCGAUGGAGAGGAAUGCUUCGUCGACUCUUGCGCUCUGAGCCCAUGCCAAGAUGACGCCACCUGCGCUAACGUUGGUGAUGACUUCACCUGUACUUGCAAUGAAGGCUUCUACCUCGGAUACGCUCCAUAUGAAGGUUCCGGUGAAGGUUCCACCUGGGACGACCCAGCAGCCUGCCACGUCGAUGUCUGCGCUUCCGCCAACCCAUGCGAUGUCGAUGCUGCUUGCACCAACAACGCUGAUGGUUCCACCAGCUGCGCUUGCAACGCCGGCUUCUAUGGUGACGGAUACGAGUGCUUUGUCGAUUCCUGUGCCCUCAGCCCAUGCCAGGCCGACUCCACUUGCGCCAACGACGGAGAUGACUACACCUGUACUUGCAAUGCUGGUUUCUACUACGGUACCGUGUCUGUCGAGGGCUCUUCCGGAGACUGGAGAGACGAGGACGCCUGCCAUGUUGAUGUCUGCGCUUCCGCCAACCCUUGCGAUGCUGAUGCUUCCUGCGCCAACAACGCUGAUGGCUCCCAGACUUGCACUUGCAACGCCGGUUUCUACGGUGACGGAAUUGAAUGCUUCGUUGACUCCUGCGCCCUCAGCCCAUGCCAAGCCGACUCCACUUGUGCCAACGAAGGUGAUUCGUUCUCUUGCACUUGCAACGCCGGUUUCUACGAAGGCUUCACGACCGUUGAAGGAUCUACUGGAGACUUCCGAGACGAGGUCGCUUGCCAUGCCGAUAUCUGCGAUUCUGCCUCUAACCCAUGCAAUGCUAACGCCUCGUGCGACAACAACGCUGAUGGUUCCCAAACUUGCACUUGCAACUUUGACUUCAAGGGUGACGGUGUCGACUGUACCGAUAUUGGUCUCUUGAACCAGGCCGAGAUCCUUGCUAGACUUUCUGACUUCGACUCUGACGCAGCUGGUAUCGACGAUCCCAAGAUCGCCAAAAAAUUCAACAAGGCCAUGGGCAAGUACCCAACCAGCCAUGUCGACAACUACGUGUCUGAGUGCAUGAACAAGCGAGAGGAUCUUGCUACCGCCAACAACCGAUUCCUGAAGCGAUGGGCCUGCGUCGACCAGUGGAACUUUAACGCUGAUGCCAAGGACCUCAAGAAAGAAAACAAGAACCUCCGAAAGAAGAUGAAGAAGGUCGAAAAGAAACUCAAGCAGUUCUCGAGCAAGGUCAACGCCGCCCUCAAAUGCUAA